AUGCCUGCUGUGGCAUCUGUACCUAAAGAGCUGUAUCUCUGUACUUCAUUGAAAGAUCUCAACAAGAAGACAGAAAUAAAACCCGAAAAGACCAGUACAAAGAGUUAUGUGCAGAGUGCCCUUAAGAUUUUCAAGGCAGCAGAAGAAAGCAGAUUGGACAGAGAUGAAGAAAAAGCUUACGUCCUGUAUAUGAAAUAUGUAACUGUUUAUAAUUUUAUUAAGAAGAGACCUGAUUUUAAACAGCAACAGGAUUAUUUUCAUUCAAUUCUUGGACCUACAAACUUGAAAAAAGCUAUUGAAGAAGCCGAAAGACUCUCAGACAGCCUUAAACUCAGAUACGAGGAAGCUGAAGUUCGGAAAAAACUUGAAGAGAGGGACAGACAAGAGCUGCAGAAAAAGCAAGAAGCAAAAGAUGAUGGAAAGACUUCAGCCAAGAACUCUUCAGAAAGCUCAGCAGAUUCCAAAGGAAAAAGCCAAAGGAUCAAUGGUGAGAAGACACAUUCCCUGGAAAAAAAGGAUCAGUCUGACAGUCUGAAUGGAGCAGUCACUGCUGAGAAACUGUUUGCAAUGAUGACAGACAAAAACAUUGAAUUGAUUAUAAUGGACACUCGAAGCUCAAAAGAUUAUCAAGAAUCCUGUAUUCCAAGAUCUAUCAGUGUCCCAGAAGAAGCAAUCAGUCCUGGAGUUACCACAAGUUGGAUUGAAGCUAGACUCCCAGAGGAUUCUAGAGAUCCAUGGAAGAAGAGAGGACAUUUUGAUUAUGUUAUACUGCUGGACUGGUUUAGUUCUGCAGGAGACUUAAAACUUGGAACAACUCUGCAAAGUCUGAAAGAUGCACUUUUUAAGUGGGAAAGCCAGCCUCUACUGCAGAACGAACCUUUAAUCCUAGAAGGAGGCUAUGAAAACUGGCUCCUUUGUUUUCCCCAGUACACCACAAAUGCUAAAGUAACUCCACCGCAGCAUGGCAGGAGAGAGGCAGUGACCGUUUCUUUGGAUUUUACUUAUCCAUCUCUGGAAGAGUCAGCUCCUGUUCCACCUGUUGCUGCUGUAAAGCCAACUCCAAUAGAAAUAACUGAGAAUGAAGAAACAGGAAGUAACUUGGAAGAGAGACUAAAAUCUCUUAACAGACCAAGGGUACAGGCUGCAACUAUUCCCAAAUCUGACAUCUUAUCUGGAGUUAAUCCGGUACCAAUUACAAGAAGUAUCCCUGAGGUUGAUCGCACUAAAAAGCCUUCACUGAAGCAGCCUGAUGAUAACAGACCAAAAGCUGAGAGUACAGUCCCUGACAGCCAGCCUGUUGAGAACGGGCGAGUCAUUCCAGACCGGUCCACCAAGCCUCUGCAUGAUGCAAAGAACAUUCUGACAGAGGAGGAAAAGAGUCGCAUACAUGCAGAAACUGCUGCCAUGUUAGAGAAGAACAAGCGGGAAAAGGAACUGAGGGAGAGGCAGCAAGAAGAACAGAAAGAAAAACUCAAGCAAGAAAAAGAACAACAGGAACAAAAAGCAAAGGAAGAGAAGAAAGAAAAGGAAUACAAAGAAAAGCUACAACAAGCCAAAGAGCAUAGAGAACAAAAAGACAGGGAAGAGCAGAUAAAAAGAGAAAAAGAGGAAAAAGAAAAAGAGCGAGCACAGAAAGAAGCAAUAGAAGCAAAAAAGCAAAAUAAAAAUGAACCGGAAAGUAUUGAUUUGAAAAGUAUUGAGAUUGAAAAAAUAUCUAUGGAUGAAAGAGAAAAGGGAACCAGAACACCAGAAAUGCAGAGAGGUGCACUGGGUGAUGCAUCUCAGACCUUUGGGACCACCUCAGGCAAGUCUCAGCGGGAGCCAUUAAUGAGAGCACGAAGUGAGGAAAUGGGAAGGAUAAUACCAGGACUGCCUCCAGGUUGGGCAAAGUUUCUGGAUCCAAUCACUGGAACCUUUCGAUAUUAUCACUCGCCAACAAACACUGUUCAUAUGUAUCCACCAGAAAUGGCUCCUUCAUCCACUCCUCCAGCUACCCCGCCAACCCAUAAGCCCAAGCCCCAGGUGACUGCUGAACGGGAAAGAGAACACUCCAAACUGAAGCGCUCCUAUUCCUCCCCGGAUAUAACCCAAGCCGUUCAGGAGGAAGAGAAGAAGCGAAUUCCUGUAACCCCUACAGUCAACCGUGAAAAUAAACCGGUCUGUUACACUAAACCUGAAAUUUCAAGACUCUCUGCGUUACAAAUUCGGAAUCUCAAUCCUGUGUUUGGGGGAUCGGGACCAGCUCUGACUGGACUUCGUAAUCUAGGGAACACUUGCUAUAUGAAUUCCAUAUUACAGUGUUUGUGCAACGCACCACAUCUGGCUGAUUAUUUUAACAGAAACUUGUAUCAAGAUGAUAUUAACAGGUCAAACUUCCUGGGGCAUAAAGGUGAAGUGGCUGAAGAGUUUGGUGUAAUAAUGAAAGCUUUGUGGACAGGACAGUAUAAAUAUAUCAGUCCAAAAGAUUUUAAAAUUACAAUAGGGAAAAUUAAUGACCAAUUUGCAGGAUAUAGCCAGCAGGACUCCCAAGAACUGCUUCUCUUUCUAAUGGAUGGCUUGCAUGAAGACCUAAAUAAAGCAGACAACAGGAAGAGACACAAGGAGGAAAACAACGAUCAUCUUGAUGACUUCAGAGCAGCGGAGCUGGCUUGGCACAAACACAAACAGCUCAAUGAGUCCAUUAUCGUUGCACUCUUUCAAGGCCAGUUCAAAUCCACAGUGCAGUGUCUUACAUGUCACAAGAAGUCCCGGACAUUUGAGGCAUUCAUGUAUUUGUCAUUACCACUUGCAUCCACUAGUAAAUGUACGCUGCAGGAAUGCCUUAGGUUGUUCUCCAAGGAGGAAAAGCUCACGGAUAACAACAGAUUUUACUGUAGCCAUUGCAAAACUCGAAGGGAUUCUUUGAAAAAAAUAGAAAUUUGGAAACUACCACCUGUUCUUCUUGUGCAUUUGAAAAGAUUUUCCUAUGAUGGAAGAUGGAAGCAAAAGCUUCAAACAUCUGUAGAUUUCCCCUUGGAAACUCUUGACCUGUCGCAGUAUGUUAUUGGUCCAAAGAACAGCCUGAAGAGAUACAAUCUAUUUUCAGUAUCAAAUCACUAUGGUGGGUUGGAUGGAGGACACUAUACAGCCUACUGCAAAAAUGCUGCAAAACAACGUUGGUUUAAGUUUGAUGACCAUGAAGUAUCUGAGAUCUCAGCAUCAUCUGUGAAAUCCUCAGCUGCAUAUAUUCUCUUUUACACCUCUUAUGAACAGCGAGCAGUGGAUAUGGCCACAUAAAAUAGUGUUGUUUAAGAAAAAUAGCACUAAGAUUCCUUGUAUAAGAGCAAAAUAGCUAUGGGAAUGCUUAUAAAUAUGCAAAAUUGUGACAGAGUCACUUACAGAACGUGGGGAGGGUUGCAGCAGCAGCACUAUUGCUUAAAUCUGAGGACUGAUUAAACAAACGCUUGUGGUAAUUCUGGCGUCUGUGAAACCAUUUAAAGGCAAACUGGCAUUACCAUCUAUUUAAAAACAGCUAUAUUUUCAGCCUGCUCCCAAAUUAAAUUCUAACCUAGUCAUUUGAAAUCUAUUAAGUAGUAGUUCAAAAUGUCUUAAAAUCCCAAGGCAUAUCUUGAGUUUUUUUUUUCUUUCACUGUUAUGGCCUUUUCACAUUUCUAACCUUAAGCUUGAUUCUACUGUGAAUACUCUAGAAUGAUGUAAACAGUUAGGAAUGUAAGUGUACAUAUUGAUUGCAUACUUGCACAUCAAAACUAUGUAUAUAAUAAACUGUUGUCCUUUUUGUGAGAAUCCCUAAA
Tinamus guttatus (white-throated tinamou) is the source of this 3791-nucleotide messenger RNA. It is a transcript of the gene USP8, whose product is annotated as ubiquitin specific peptidase 8. Lineage: Eukaryota; Metazoa; Chordata; Aves; Tinamiformes; Tinamidae. The record is from RefSeq and is a predicted model, not a curated record. Gene Ontology annotation, biological process: protein deubiquitination. Gene Ontology annotation, molecular function: cysteine-type deubiquitinase activity.